Messenger RNA from Cynoglossus semilaevis (tongue sole), 1744 nucleotides. Its product is annotated as transcription termination factor 2, mitochondrial-like. Gene Ontology annotation, molecular function: double-stranded DNA binding. Gene Ontology annotation, cellular component: mitochondrial matrix. Bases 158 to 1225 code for a protein of 355 amino acids. Gene Ontology annotation, biological process: termination of mitochondrial transcription; regulation of DNA-templated transcription. The transcript has 2 exons. The record is from RefSeq and is a predicted model, not a curated record. Lineage: Eukaryota; Metazoa; Chordata; Actinopteri; Pleuronectiformes; Cynoglossidae.
GGCUGUUCCGGACACUCAGGCUGCCGGACUCCGCCCCUCUGCCGUCAAUAUAAGUCAAACUGGUUGACCCCGCCUCCCUGUACUGAGAUACCAUUAUGAAACCUUAGUGGAUCACAACACAGACAACCGCAAUUCUGCACUUGAUACACUCUCAGCCAUGCUUCGUGUCACCACAGCCAUUUUCCUCUCCACCUGUAGGAGGAUGAGGCUGCUACUCUCCGUCCCUGCCUCCACACUGGCUCCCCCCAACAAGAACUCUGAGAACCAGCUCACUGUUAGCUCCCUGUGCAACCUGUCUGUGGACAUUCAUAAGAUACGCAGGUUUAAGGCCUGGGUUCUGUCUGAAGGUUCUGCUUACGUGCGUGAAACAGCCGAUCUCCUGAGGGACAUGGGCGCAGACCAUGAGGUCAUCGCCCGCAUCCUGGAAACUCACCCGGAGGCCUUCCUGUGCCACCCCGAGGACGUGGCUGCCCAGAGAGACCUCUGGUUGUCAGUGUGUAGCUGCAAGCAUGAACUGGUCAGCAUCGUGGAGAAGUUUCCUGCUUCCUUCUUCACCCUGAUCCACCAGAGGAAUCAGAGAGACAACAUCCUCUUCCUUCAAAGCCUUCAGCUCAACAAGGGACUCAUCAGGAAGAUGAUGACGAGCACUCCACAGAUCUUCAGUCGACCGGUGGAAAGCAACCAGGAGGUCAUUACAACACUCAAGGAGGUAUACCUUGAGCUCGGUGGGAACAAUGUUGAUGUGCAUUUUUGGCUGCAAGUGCUGCUCAGCCAGAACCCGUGCAUCCUCCUGCAGCCGGCCCAGGUCUGGAGGGACAUUGUAGGUUUUCUAAAGGAGCAGGGCUUCACCACCGAGGAGCUCCUCAGCCUGGUCUCCAGCCACAGAGCCCUGGUAGCAGAGCUGCAGCCUGAAUCAAUGUGGCUGAUGCUGGCGUUCAUAGAGAGCGCUCUGGACUGCUCCAAAGUUGAACUCAAGCACAUUGUGAUUCGCUGCCCAGACAUUUUGUUCUACUCCUUGCCCACCAUGAUGGGGCGCUUCCAGGCUUUGAUGGACUUUGGCAUCAGCACGAAGCAGGUGAAGGAAUCUCCAAACGUCCUGGAGCUCAGCACACCGGUGGUUCUGUAUCGCAUUCACAAGUUAGCCUCCUACGGGUACGACGUACGAUCAAGCAGCUUGGACUAUAUUCUGGGAACCAACACGGACUGGGCCAAACUGAACCUCUGAAACUAGAGGUCGCUCUUUACACAUGAAGCCUCAAGGAAAGUCAUUGAAGACUAAUUGUUAAUAACUCAAAGGUAUUUUGCACACAAGUUGUUCACUGUUGGUUUGUGAAUUGUAUGAAGGGCUCAGAAGUUAAAAACUUCAUCUUCCUGCAAAAUGAAAAAUCACAUAUUGUCACACACCAACUGUGUUACUGCCAAAACUAUCUAAACACCACAACCAAAGGCUGCAAAUUGUAACGAAGAUUUUCCACUCAAGGCUAAGGUUGUAGAAUUUACUUCCAAUAAAUGACAGAAUCUUUUUAUAUGGUUAAAUAUGGUGCUGAUUCCAUCACCAGUUGGCAGUUUGUUGUAUUAAAGACAAAAAAAAUAACCCAACAAGCUGAACUUAAAACUGAUUAACUGUUAUUUUUCUUAGGAAGUUCCUUUUUGGCAGGCAAUAAAUAAACAAUAUGUUUGUUGUAGCCACUUGUCAAAAGAAAAACGAUUGCAUUUAGUGGACACAAACAGUGACAAGCUGGAC